Messenger RNA from Jatropha curcas, 1561 nucleotides. RefSeq lists its product as uncharacterized. Lineage: Eukaryota; Viridiplantae; Streptophyta; Magnoliopsida; Malpighiales; Euphorbiaceae. The record is from RefSeq and is a predicted model, not a curated record. Gene Ontology annotation, cellular component: cytoplasm.
UAAAUCAGUUAAAACGUAUAAAACGAAGACCAAUUGAAAUGCUCUCUCUUGCCUAACCCUCAGGGUUUAGGUUCGCGGGCAGAGGCAUGCACUCUUCUCCGACACUCAAAAUGGCCACCCGGUUUCUAAUCUCAAGAACAUCGCCCAGCAAUCUCCACCGACUUCUGCGGCAGAGUCUCCUAAAAUCUUCGCCGGUUUCCCAGUUCCUCAGAAGCAUUCAUUCUGUCGAUUCCCGUAUUCAAGAAGGUGGUCCCGCUGCUCUGGCUCUGGAAAAUCGCGUACCAGCCACAGUAAUCACUGGUUUUCUAGGCUCUGGAAAGACCACUCUUCUGAAUCAUAUUCUGACUGCUCAACAUGGGAAGCGGAUUGCAGUGAUAGAGAAUGAGUUUGGUGAAGUUGAUAUUGAUGGAUCAUUGGUUGCUAGCCAUUCGUCUGCAAGUGAAGAUAUAAUUAUGGUCAACAAUGGUUGCCUGUGCUGUACUGUGAGGGGAGAUCUAGUUAAAAUGCUUUUGGAGUUGGUUAAGAAGAAAAGAGAGAAAUUUGAUCACAUCAUUAUUGAAACCACAGGACUAGCUAAGCCUGGCCCUGUCAUAGAAACAUUCUGUUCUGAUGAACUACUUUCGCGUCAUGUGAAAUUGGAUGGAGUUGUUACUAUGGUGGACUCCAAACAUGCCAUGCAACAUUUAAAUGAAGUUAAGCCCAGAUUUGUGGUGAAUGAGGCAGUAGAGCAAAUUGCUUAUGCUGACCGUAUUAUACUGAACAAGAUAGAUUUGGUGUCUGAGAGUGAAUUACAGAGAUUGACAAAGAGAAUCAAGCAUAUUAAUGGGAUGGCACCACUUUUGCUGUCUAAAUAUGGAUCUGUUGACGUGGAUUUUGUCUUGGGAGUAUGUGGAUAUGAUCUUGAAAGGAUUGAUUCUGAAGUUCAUAUAGAAAAUUCUUGCGGUGCAAUACAUCAACACACUGCACGAGAGUAUCACGAAGGGCAUCAUCAUCAGGAAUGUAAAUCUCAUCAUGACCAUGUGCAUGAUUCUACUGUCACUAGUGUCAGUAUUGUCUCCGAGGGAAAUUUGGACCUUGAUGAGGUUGAUGAUUGGCUUGAAAGGUUGAUUGAAGAAAAAGGUGAGGACCUGUACAGAAUGAAAGGGGUAUUAUCGGUGACUGAUUCUGAUCGACGUUAUAUUUUUCAGGGUGUGCAUUCUAUAUUAGAUGGCUGCCAUGGCAAGCCAUGGGGACUCAAUGAGAAGAGAAUAAACAAGCUUGUCUUCAUAGGAAAGAAUUUGAAUGAAAGUGCUCUUAGAAGAGGGUUCAAAGGUUGUCUAGCUUGAAACACAACUUGAGGUUUGAGCAUAUUUAGUAGGUUGUAAUGUAAUGGAGAAUUGCUGGAAAUAUCAGAGCAGAGAAAGCACUUGAUGCUUCUGAAAAUGGAACCUCUCGUACUUCAUUGAUAGCUAAUAUAGUUUAUACACAACCCAUACUUUGUUUUAGGUUUAAUAGAUUUAUGUACUGGAAAUUUUGAAAUUUUGCGAGUUAUAAUUGCAUCUUAUUUUUAAAUUUCUUAGUA